Messenger RNA from Galdieria sulphuraria, 916 nucleotides. Its product is annotated as ATP-dependent Clp protease, protease subunit. Bases 75 to 863 code for a protein of 262 amino acids. Gene Ontology annotation, biological process: protein quality control for misfolded or incompletely synthesized proteins. NCBI's taxonomy places the organism in Eukaryota, Rhodophyta, Bangiophyceae, Galdieriales, Galdieriaceae. Gene Ontology annotation, cellular component: endopeptidase Clp complex. The transcript has 5 exons. The record is from RefSeq and is a predicted model, not a curated record. Gene Ontology annotation, molecular function: serine-type endopeptidase activity; ATP-dependent peptidase activity; ATPase binding.
UGUUUGGGUUUGUAGAUUGGAUAUUCCUUUGUUGAUCUGUGGUCGGGAGUUUUUUGUGGGAUAAGUUUUCAGUCAUGUCUAGUACAUCUUUUGUUUGGCUUACUUGUCAAACUGCAACACGAUUUGAUACAAAUUGCAGGAGCUGUUCUCAGUUCACAAACCAUAGCUUGGGACAAACUGUUUCCUUUAUAAGGAGUUCAAAAGCGCCUCGUUUGGGUUGGACAAGAGCGAAAGCACAACAAAGCAGAUUGGAAAACCUGACUAUGAUGCCUAUCGGUGUUCCCAAGGUAGCCUAUCGUGUUCCAGGUGCCCCACAAGCCGAUUGGGUAGAUAUUUACAAUCGACUGUAUAGAGAACGCAUCAUAUUUCUUGGACAAGAGAUUGACGACGAGAUCUCCAAUCAAAUCAUAGCUGUGAUGCUUUAUCUCGACUCUGAAGACAAUACCAAGCCUAUCUACCUUUAUAUAAACUCUCCUGGUGGUUCGGUUAUUGCAGGUUUGGCUAUUUAUGACACCAUGAAGCAUAUUGCUUCCGAGGUUGUGACGGUCAACGUUGGUUUGGCAGCUUCCAUGUCUUCCUUCUUAUUGGCAGCAGGUGAAAAAGGAAAACGUUUAGCGCUUCCUCAUUCACGAGUCAUGAUUCAUCAGCCAAUGGGAGGUGCAAAAGGCCAAGCAAGUGAUAUUCAGGUAGAAGCUAGACAAAUUCUACGAAUCAAGGAAAGUCUUGUCCGAGACUAUUGCAAUAUGACUGGUCAGCCUUAUGAGAAAAUGUUAAAGGACUUGGACAGAGACAAUUUUAUGUCGGCUUAUGAAGCUAUUGAAUAUGGUUUAAUUGACCGAGUUAUUGAAACCAAAGCAACAUAAAAUAUAUACACUUAGGUAUAGAGUGAAGUAUCUAUAAACUGUAUCGCGUUGUU